Molecule: messenger RNA, 2793 nt
Organism: Orbicella faveolata
Lineage: Eukaryota; Metazoa; Cnidaria; Anthozoa; Scleractinia; Merulinidae
Product: solute carrier family 22 member 15-like
Biological process (GO): transmembrane transport
Cellular component (GO): membrane
Molecular function (GO): transmembrane transporter activity
Source: RefSeq, a predicted model, not a curated record
GAUAAACCUCAAAUUGUCAUCGAAACGUGACUACGAUAACUUUAUUUCAUUGAGCGGUUUCACGACCAAAGAUGAAAUCAACGUAAAUUACAGAAUACUUUACCCUGCUGCUGAUGUAUCAUUCACUCCGGCUUAGUAAAUUGUUUACUAAUUAUUAAUUACCCUCCGUUCAAUUGUAACCUCGCAGGAAUGUCGUUAUCAGUUGAACUGAGACAGAGAAUGUGUGUAUUUUUAUUGUAGCUGUCAGCUUGUCAUUUGCUUUGCCCGCCCUAAAUCCCAAGGGCAUUAAGCACCUGCCGUCAGUUGCCCGGCUGCCUUGGACUCGAAGAGUUAUCUUACAAACUUCAUCUUACAAACCACAUCUUACAAACACUUAGUUCGAGCCCUCUAUGAGAGAAUUUCUUUGCAAUGAAAUUAACCACUGACGAAAUUCUGGAAAAAAUUGGAAGCUUUGGUCGCUACCAAAUCGUGCUGAACAUAUAUUUUAACAUCGCUUACGGAUUGUGGUGGGCGUUUCCUGUGUUGGUGAUGGUGUUCAUUGCAUCGGAGCCCGGCUGGAAGUGCAAAAAUAACUCCACGUGUCCGUUUACAGGGACCAUUAGUUUAGGACACGACAACUAUAAUCACAGAUGUGAUAUUCCCCCAGAAGACUGGGAAUUUGCUGAUGAUUUUACUUCAGUCGUCACCGAGUUUGACCUUGUUUGUGAUCGUGGCUCUCUUGGAUUCGUUUCAACCUCUGUUAUCUUUGCUGGUUUUGUUGUUGGCAGUGUCUCCGUGAGUACCAUCUCUGACAAGUUUGGUCGCAAACUCCCACUGUUUGUUUGUGGCUUCUUUUGCUGCCUGUUUAAUUUUGUUUCGGCGUUUUCUCCUGCAUUCUGGGUGUUUGCUCUUUUUCGUGCCAUCGUUGGAUUCAUGAUUGGUGCCUACAGUAUUCCGAUGUUCGUAUUGACAACAGAGUUUUCUGGAGUUCGUCACCGAGGGAUCGCUGGAUCAGUUGUGUGGAUGGCUUAUGAUGUGGCUAUCAUGAUUUUAUCAGGAAUUGCAUAUUUCAUUAGAGACUGGAGACAACUGACCAUAGUAACUGGUGUUCCGGGGAUUGUGUAUGUGGCUGGCUGGUUUUUUAUCCCUGAGUCAGUCCGUUGGCUUCUAAAGAAAGGUCGACAGGCCGAGGCAAGGGAAAUUCUAAGUAAAGUGGCCAGGCUGAAUGGUAAAGAAAUGCCACGCGAAAAGCUUUUUCUGCCUAAGGAAGAAAGGCUUGGAGACUUCCGUGAUUUGUUUUCCUCUCUUAAAAUGGCUCACAAGACUCUUGCUGUGUGGUUUAUGUGGUUUGCUGUGUCCUUCAUUAGCUGGGGAAUAUCAUUCAGUGCACCUUUUCUGGGUGGUAAUGUGUAUAUUAAUGUGGUGAUAUCAGGAGCCGCAAGUUUACCAGGGCUGCCACUGUGUGCUGCUUUGACUGUGUGGUUUAGCCGCAGAAAAUUGUUGUUAGUGUCUUUCAUGGGAGCUGCAGUCGGAGCUAUUGGCGCACUUCUUUUGUCGGAUAAAGCUGAAUACGACAAAGGUUACCUGGCUGGAAAAAUCUUCAUGUCAAUGUUCGUGGCAAAGCUAAGUGCUGGGAUUGCAUUCACAUUGGUGUAUAUUUACGCAGCAGAACUUUUCCCAACAACAUUAAGGAAUGUUGCCAUGGGAACAUCUACAGCUUGGGCCCGAGUGAGUGGUUUUGCGUCUGCUUAUGCGCCUCUCUUGCUUGAAAUCCAUCGUUUUUUGCCAUUUGGAAUCAUGGCCAGUCUUGCAUUGGGUGCCGCAAUGUUGUGCAUGACCUUACCAGAGACUCACAACAAACCUACCAUAGAAAACUUGAAAUACGAUCCGGAGGAACAGCUGCUAUACGAAAAAGAUGAAGUGAAGACUACAAAGGAUGGUGAAGGCGAAGGCUCCCCUUUGUAAAGAAAAACCUGUUAGUUUUUUUAUAGUGUUGAAUCAUUCGGCUCACGACGCCUUGACACAAGCUAUUUGGCCUAGACACAUAACUGCAUCAUUAGGACAAUCAUAUAAUAUAUAAAAUGGUGAAAUAUAAAAUAAAGGAAUAGGUAUAACAAAUCAAUUAAUAAUACAAUAGAAUCAGUGACUUGUUGUUAAAGAGAACUAAGACUUUUUUUACAAUUAUCGUCCAUCAGUUGAGAAAAGUCAGUUAAUUUAAUGAGCCUCUUUGUAGUUGUACUUAAAGGUUUCAAAGUCUUGAAAAAGUCGAGUAUAAAGUAUUAGAAUAGUAGCUUUUUGCAGGGGUUCCUCGUUCUUCGUCCGUUGAUUGAUUAUCACAAUAAACCGCACCUAUGGCACAUUCUUUAAUUUGCUGAGUUUUGCUAAACAGUAUUGUUAGGUUAAGUAAAAUCUGAGUUAAAAGUUCCUCGUACUGUAUGAAGCCGGGACAAUUUCUAAAAGCUUCCUUGAAACAUAUGUGCAUAACUUGACGCAUGUGUAUACAUGUCUAAAGACUAAUAAGAGCUCUCAGUUAAUAUUUCAGUUUGUAUUUAUUUUCUAUCCUUAUUGUUAAGUUCGUUUCACUGUAUGAACAGUAUUUCAGCCUGUUUGAUUUUUGUGAGUCGCCGGUGUAUGAUGCUGAAUUUAGCGAGAACAGUUUCUGCCCCGUUUGUUGUGAGAUUCAGGUAUUAAGAACUUAUAAUAUAUAGAUUUAGCCAGGCUUAAAAUCGGAACUCCUGAUUAUGAUAAGUUAACCAUUAAGGAAAAAGAGAAGUUUGUUUUUCUUGUUUGUUUUUCAGAAACUCAAAAAAAUGA